Messenger RNA from Sphenostylis stenocarpa, 762 nucleotides. NCBI's taxonomy places the organism in Eukaryota, Viridiplantae, Streptophyta, Magnoliopsida, Fabales, Fabaceae. The record is from the annotation of a GenBank genome assembly.
AUGGGCAGAAAAUUCUUCGUCGGUGGAAACUGGAAAUGCAAUGGGACCACUGAGGAGGUGAAGAAGAUUGUUACUACUCUGAAUGAAGCCAAAGUCCCUGAAGAAGAUGUUGUGGAAGUUGUUGUGAGUCCACCUUUUGUCUUCCUUCCUCUGGUAAAAAGUUUGCUGCGCCCUGAUUUCCAUGUCUCGGCACAGAAUUGUUGGGUUCGCAAAGGUGGUGCUUAUACAGGAGAAGUUAGUGCUGAAAUGCUUGUUAACUUGGGAAUUCCUUGGGUUAUUAUUGGUCACUCUGAACGGAGACAGAUUUUGCAAGAAUCAAAUGAGUUUGUGGGAGAUAAAGUUGCAUAUGCACUUUCACAAGGUCUGAAAGUUAUUGCAUGCAUCGGGGAGACCCUUGAACAGCGUGAAGCUGGUACAACUACAGCCGUUGUUGCUGAGCAAACAAAAGCAAUUGCAGAUAAAAUAUCAAACUGGGACAAUGUUGUUUUGGCCUACGAGCCAGUUUGGGCCAUUGGAACAGGAAAGGUUGCCACUCCUGCUCAGGCUCAAGAGGUUCAUGCUGCUUUGAGGAAAUGGGUUCAUGAUAAUGUGAAUGCCGAAGUUGCUGCAUCUGUAAGAAUUAUCUAUGGAGGUUCUGUAAAUGGAGGCAACUGCAAAGAAUUGGCAGAACAGCCCGAUGUUGAUGGAUUUUUGGUUGGUGGUGCUUCCCUCAAGCCGGAGUUCGUGGACAUCAUAAACUCUGCCACCGUGAAGAAGAAUUGA